AUGGUACAAGAUUUUGUUCGACAAUUUCGGUAUAACAUUGAUAUUGUGCCUGAUCGCAAUUCUCUCACCAGUAUGAAGAAAAAGCCUACUGAGAGUUUUAGAGAAUAUGCUAUCAAGUGGAGAGAACAAGCAUCCAGGGUCAAACCGCCGAUGAAGGAGUCGGAAAUGAUUGAUGUUUUCAUCCAGGCACAAGAACCUGAUUACUUCCACUACUUGCUUUCCGCAGUGGGAAAUACAUUCGCAGAAGAAAUUAAAGUUGGGGAAAUGGUUGAAAAUGGCAUCAAGUCCGGCAAAAUUCUGAGUCAGGUAGAACUCGAUGCUACCACCCAAGCAAUUCAAAAUAGGUCUGGUGGUUUUGGAAAUCGAAAAAAGAAAGAGGAAGGAUCCAUGAUGGCAUCAAGGUCCAGUGCUGCUCAAAAGGGGACAAACCACCAAGUCCAACAGGGACAAUCCAAUUCACCUCAACAUUUUUAUCCGUAUCAGGAUCCUCACUACUCAAUUGCCCCACCCCAAUAUACGAUUUUCAACACCCAAGCAUAUGCCCGACCUCCUCAACGCCAACAAGUGAGGGCGCCUGCUCCACAAGGCUUUCGUCCCCAACAACAUAAUUUUCAAGCACCUUAUGAUUCACGUCCUAAGACUGAUUAUGUAAGAGAGCAAGGACAGAGGGAAAACUUCACCCUAAUUGGAGAAUCAUAUACAAGCCUACUGCGGAAAUUGAUACAAUUGGGUUUGAUUGAACCUAUCAUGCCGUAUAAUGUGAACCCAAGUGCAAGAGGUUUUGACCCCACUGUUAGGUGCGAUUAUCAUUCUAACACUCAGGGUCAUACCACAGAAAAUUAUUUUACUUUGAAGAGAGCCAUUGAGAAGCUAAUUGAUGACAAAGCAAUUGUGAUACAUGACGAAGAGGCUCCGAAUGUCACCAACAACCCACUUUCUGCUCACAACAAUGCUCAUGUUGUUGGGAUGAUCUGUGACGAUAAGGAAUACAAGCAAAUAGGCAAAACAGUAAUGGAAAUUGACACCCUAAAAGAAGGGUUGGGUAUAGUGACAAAGUUCGCACAAGAAGCACUGUUGAUUGUAAAAGGUGCAAGUUCUAAUACAAAUCUCAAAAGCUCGGGGAAUUUGAUAUUGUAUGUCCCUGGAGCCACAAAGAAAAAAGAGAUAUUAGUGACUGGACUAAAAUUAUAUGUUCCUAGUGGUUUUCCCAGGUUUGGUCAAAAUCAGAAUGGUUUAGGAAAGAUGACAGAACCAAUUGUGAUAAAGCACAUGACACAACUUCCAGUGACAAACACGAAAACUGUCCCAUGGAACUACAACAAAACCACCGUGACUUACAAGGGCAAAGAGAUUGUUGAAGAAAUAGAUGAAACUGGUGGCUUAAUGUGUUCUGGAAAGUGUUAUACUCCAGAAGAAUUAAGGAGAGCCAAACAAGCCAGGGAUAGCCAAUUUCCAGUGAAAAAACCUAUUACCGAAGAAGAGGCUAAAGAGUUCACGAAGAAGAUGAAAGUUUAG
Messenger RNA from Lycium barbarum (goji berry), 1515 nucleotides. RefSeq lists its product as uncharacterized. NCBI's taxonomy places the organism in Eukaryota, Viridiplantae, Streptophyta, Magnoliopsida, Solanales, Solanaceae. The record is from RefSeq and is a predicted model, not a curated record. Bases 1 to 1515 code for a protein of 504 amino acids. The transcript has 2 exons.